Molecule: messenger RNA, 2597 nt
Organism: Triplophysa dalaica
Lineage: Eukaryota; Metazoa; Chordata; Actinopteri; Cypriniformes; Nemacheilidae
Product: protocadherin beta-15-like
Exons: 2
Coding region: 85-2526 (813 amino acids)
Biological process (GO): homophilic cell-cell adhesion
Cellular component (GO): plasma membrane
Molecular function (GO): calcium ion binding
Source: RefSeq, a predicted model, not a curated record
UCUUACAAUUCUGGGUAUCUUUUAGUAAUAUUUUCUGCGAAGCAAGUCAAUUAAGGCACGCGUGUUUGUCGUUAUCAACCUGAAAUGAAGAAAAAGGGAUUACCGGUUUCUUUUGAAUUUGUGGCUUUUCUCUUGGUUUCGCAUAUGGCGCACACCGCUAAUGGAGACGUGAGCUAUUCAAUUCCGGAGGAGAUGAAACGCGGAUCUGUGAUUGGAAAUAUAGCCAAAGAUCUCGGGCUCGAUGUAAACAAACUGUCGACUCGUAAGGCUCGCAUUGACACUGAAGGUAACAGAAAACGAUUUUGUGAGGUUAAUCUGAAUACUGGAGAACUGGCCGUAUCGGAGAGGAUCGACAGAGAGGCGCUUUGUGGAAAGAAAGCUUCAUGCGUUAUAAAACAGGAGUUCGUGCUGGAAAAUCCUUUAGAAUCUCAUCGCAUUAACAUUAAUGUUCAAGAUAUAAAUGAUAAUUCCCCUUUGUUUAAAAAAGAUCUGAUUAAACUGGAAAUCAGAGAAUCGGCAGUGAAAGGUGCUCGUUUUUUACUGGAGGAAGCUCACGAUGCGGAUAUUGGAACUAAUUCUGUUCAAAAUUACAAUUUAAUGCAGAAUGAAUAUUUUGAGUUAGCCGUUACUGCUAAAACAACGGGGAGAAUGUAUGGUGAAUUGCUCCUUCAGAGAGAAUUAGAUCGUGAGCAACAACAGAGUGUUUCAUUGAUUCUUACUGCGGUUGACGGUGGGACUCCACUGAGAUCAGGUACUGUAGCCAUACACGUCACUGUGCUGGAUGCUAAUGAUAAUGCUCCAGUCUUUAGUCAGGCCGUCUAUAAAGUCAGUCUGCCUGAAAAUUCUCCUGUAGAUACUGUAGUGGUUACUGUGAGUGCUACUGAUGCAGACGAGGGCCACAAUGGAGAAAUAACUUACGAAUUUGAGCACGUAUCAGAAAAUGAUUUGACAAUAUUUUCUCUCGACUCCACUAAUGGAAAGAUUUCAUUGACAGGGUCUCUUGACUAUGAAGAUGAAUCGUUGUUUGAGCUUCCGAUUCAAGCAACGGAUGGGCUGGGAAUGGUCUCUUAUGCAACUGUUUUUAUUGAAAUAUCAGAUGUCAAUGAUAACGCUCCCAUGUUAUUAAUAAAAUCUCUAAAUAGUCCCGUUCCCGAGAAUGCGUCACCCGGUACAGAGGUUGGCAUCAUUAAUGUUCAGGACAGAGACUCUGAGAAUAACGGACAGGUGCACUGCUCCAUUCAGCAAAACGUCCCAUUUAAACUCGUUCCUUCAAUCAAGAAUUACUAUUCUCUAGUGACCACAGGUGAAUUAGACCGUGAGUUAGUGUCAGCUUAUAAUAUCACAAUUACUGCUACAGAUGAGGGAUCACCGCCUUUAUCUUCCACUAAAAAUAUUCACUUUACCGUAGCUGACGUGAAUGAUAAUCCACCUGUAUUUGAAGAGCAGAAUUACAGAGCUCACGUGCAAGAAAAUAACAAACCGGGAUCCACUAUUUGUUCAGUAUCCGCUACAGACCCCGACUGGAGACAGAAUGGAACUGUAGUUUAUUCUCUGCUACCUUCUGAUGUCAAUGGAGUUCCAGUUACCUCCUUUUUAUCUGUUAAUGGGGAUACUGGGGUCAUCCAUGCUGUGAAGUCAUUUGAUUAUGAACAGUUGAACAUUUUUAAAGUGCUGGUAUUAGCCAGAGAUAACGGGUCUCCUCCUCUGAGUAGUAACGUGACUGUGAGUGUCUUGAUAACGGAUGAGAAUGACAACAUCCCUCAGAUAUUAUACCCCUCUCUGGAAGGAAACUCCUUCAUGACCGAGAUGGUACCCAAAUCUGCUCAGGCAGGCUCUCUUGUGUCCAAGGUGAUCGCCGUGGACGCGGAUUCUGGACAGAACGCGUGGCUCACCUAUCACAUUAUUAAAGCGAGUGAUCCGGGACUUUUCACUAUCGGUGUCCACAGCGGAGAGAUCAGAACACAGCGAGACCUUUCUGAAUCUGACAACAUGAAACAGAGCCUCAUCGUCUCCGUGAAAGAUAAUGGACAGCCAUUUCUCUCUGCCACGUGCGCAUUAUAUUUACUUAUAUCAGAUAACUUGGCUGAAGUUCCAGAAUUGAAAGACAUGUCUCAUGACGAGAGCAGCUCAAAACUCACUUUUUAUCUGAUCAUCGCGCUGGUGUCUGUUUCCACUUUCUUUUUAACCUUCAUCAUCAUCAUUCUGGCCGUGAGGUUUUGUCGCAGGAGAAAGCCCAGAUUGUUGUUUGAUGGAGCUGUAGCCAUUCCCAGCGCGUAUCUUCCUCCAAAUUACGCAGAUGUGGAGGGCACGGGAACUCUCCGCAGCGCGUACAAUUAUGACGCAUACCUGACCACGGGCUCGCGCACGAGUGACUUCAAGUUCGUCAGAUCUUAUAAUGAGGACACACUGACUGCUGACAUGACGCUCAAAAAGACUCAGUCCGUUGAAAAUAUACUGGACGGUCUUUGCAAUGAAAAUUCUCAGUUUCAGCUACAGACCUGGACUGGAGACAGAAUGGAACUGUAGUUUAUUCUCUGUUACCUUCUGAUGUCAGUGGGGCACCAAUGUCCUCCUUUUUAUCAAUCAAUGGAGACACA